AUGUCUCACAAAAUAAAUUUUAUUAUGAGACAUACAGGCAGAGAUGAAAGUAAAUAUGCGUUAAACACUGCUGUUCAGAUAUACCAAGCAUCCAACUGCCGCACAAGUUCAGGCCAAUGGAAGAAAAGAGCAGCGAAAUUGAAUGAAACCCAAAAGCAAGAAAUUAAAGAGGGCUUUGAUUUAUUCGAUGUUGAUGGGUCUGGAACCAGAGAUGUGAAAGAAUUGAAGAUUGCAAUGCGGGCCUUAGGAUUUGAACCAAAGAAAGAAGAAAUUUAAAAAAUGAUAGCUGAAAUUGACAAAGAAGGAAUCGGCACCAUUAGUUUUGAAGAUUUUUUGGCCAUAAUGAGUGUAAAAAUGUAUAGUAGUGAUUUUAGUGAAAAAGAUGAAAAAGAAGAAAUAUUGAAGGCUUUCAAAUUACUUGAUGAUGAUAAUACAGGAAGUAUAUCACUAAACAAUAUCAAGAGGGUUGCUAAGGAACUAGGGGAAAAUUCGACAGAUGAUGAACUUCAGGAAGUGCUUGAUGAAGCUGAUCAUGAUGGGGAUGGAGAAAUAAAUGAGGAAGAAUUUUUGAGAAUGAUGCAAAAGACCACUCUUUAUUAAUACUGUGUUUUGUUCCUUCUGGAAAGUUGUUAGCAAGUUUGUAUUUGUUAUAAGUUCCAUAAUAUCUGUAUGUAUUCAUUUUCAGUGUUUAGUUUAUGUACACAAACUGGUCUCUUGAUAUCUAGUCCAUGUGAGAAGUUACACGUUUCUACCAAUAUGUUGUUAAAUCUGUAGCAUCAAGAAACAAAGGAAAUGUAGUGACUUCCUUGAACCAUGAAUCUGAGAACACUAUUAAUUCCAAGUGCUAUUUUUAGAGCCCCAGGGUCCAAAGACUUAGAUUUUUUUUUUUUAAUUUAAGGAAAUCAGCCCCACAUCAUAUGAAUUUGACAAGCAAGCCAUUACUUUCCCUAUUACUUUCCUUUUGUGCAACUCUAAAA
This is a messenger RNA of Eubalaena glacialis (North Atlantic right whale), 977 nucleotides long. RefSeq names its product centrin-4-like. Lineage: Eukaryota; Metazoa; Chordata; Mammalia; Artiodactyla; Balaenidae. The record is from RefSeq and is a predicted model, not a curated record. Gene Ontology annotation, molecular function: calcium ion binding. Gene Ontology annotation, cellular component: centriole; centrosome. Gene Ontology annotation, biological process: mitotic cell cycle; nucleotide-excision repair; centriole replication.